Molecule: messenger RNA, 483 nt
Organism: Macrosiphum euphorbiae (potato aphid)
Lineage: Eukaryota; Metazoa; Arthropoda; Insecta; Hemiptera; Aphididae
Source: the annotation of a GenBank genome assembly
AUGAAAAAUGACCUAAUAGAAAAAUUAAGCAAUUUGUCAUAUGUUGCGACUACAGCUGAUGCCUGGUCUAAUGGUAAAAGAAGUUAUCUUCGUAUAACUGUGCAUUGGAUUAAUCCAAAAACUUUGUCUCGUUGUAAUGGAGCACUUGCAUGUACCCGAUUAAAAGGGCCUCAUACUUAUGAUGUGCUAGCCCAGUUAUUAUUCAACACAUAUGUGUCUUUUAAAAUACAAAAUCAAGUUAUGAGGACAACUACCGAUAAUGGUCGCAAUUUUGUGAAAGCUUUCACUGUUUUUGGAGUUGAUCAUGAUGUAAACAACACAGCUGUAUGUAACGAUGAAGCAGAUGAUGUACAGUUUAUUGAAUUAUUUGACAUAUUAUCUACUUCAAAUACAUACAUGAAUGAUGAUGACUAUAACAAUAUACAUCUGCCCCCACAUUUUCGUUGUGCAAGUCAUAGAUUUAGUGGUCAGCAAAGAUAUUGA